UCCUGCUUCUUUGCUUGGCCCUCACCAACUAAUUGCCGGUAUUUGGAUGAGGAAGGUGUUCAGAGAAUGACGUGUUCAAGAUCACACAGGUACCGGGGCCUUAUUCUGCUGCUCACCUUUCUCAUUUACACCUGUUACCACAUGUCUAGGAAGCCGAUCAGUGUUGUCAAGAGCCGGCUGCAUCGAAACUGUUCAGAGCUAGAAAGGCCCAACAAUGACUCCAACAGCACCACGUGGUGUAACUGGGCUCCAUUUGAUCAGGACAACUAUUCGCAACUGCUGGGGGGUGUGGAUGAUGCUUUUCUGAUUGCCUAUGCUGUUGGCAUGUUCAUCAGUGGAAUUUUUGGGGAGAGACUUCCCCUCCGCUAUUACCUGUUUGCUGGAAUGCUGCUGAGUGGGAUUUUCACUUCGCUCUUUGGCCUGGCUUAUUAUUGGAACAUUCACCAACUGUGGUACUUUGUACUUGUCCAGAUCUUUAAUGGACUGGCACAGACUACAGGCUGGCCAUCAGUGGUGACCUGUAUUGGUAACUGGUUUGGGAAGGGAAAGCGUGGAUUUAUUAUGGGUAUCUGGAACUCCCACACAUCUGUGGGCAACAUACUGGGCUCCCUGAUUGCAGGUAUCUGGGUGGAUUCAGCCUGGGGCCUGUCCUUCAUCAUGCCUGGUAUUGUCAUCGCUGUCAUGGGCCUCAUCAGCUUCUUCUUCCUUGUUGAGAACCCUGAAGAUGUGGACUGUACUCCACCUCAGCACCAUAAUGGGCCUGAUGAAGACCGGGGUACAUCUCUGGAUUUAGUGGCUGGGCAUUGCCCUGAGAGGAAGAGUAGAACUGAAAGUGCUGGAUGUUCCAAGGAAUCAAAUGAAAAGCUUGAGGCCAUCAGCUUCCUAGGGGCACUCAGGAUCCCGGGUGUAGUGGAGUUCUCCUUGUGUCUGCUGUUUGCCAAGCUGGUCAGCUAUACCUUCUUAUUUUGGUUGCCGCUCUACAUCGUUAAUGUGGCUCAUUUUGGAUCCAAGGAAGCUGGGGAUCUUUCUACCCUCUUUGAUGUUGGUGGCAUAAUAGGUGGCAUCCUUGCAGGGAUCAUCUCUGACUAUACCAAUGGCAGGGCCACUACCUGCUGUGUCAUGCUGAUUGUAGCUGCCCCUCUGCUAUUCCUGUACAACUCUGUUGGCCAGAAUGGGAUCAGUGGUUCUGUAGUGAUGUUGAUUAUCUGUGGGGCAUUGGUCAAUGGGCCCUAUGCUCUCAUCACCACUGCUGUCUCAGCUGACUUGGGUACACACAAGAGUCUGAGAAGCAAUGCAAAGGCACUUUCCACUGUGACAGCCAUUAUUGAUGGGACUGGCUCCGUGCUGCUUUGGGGCCUCUGCUAG
Molecule: messenger RNA, 1365 nt
Organism: Phascolarctos cinereus (koala)
Lineage: Eukaryota; Metazoa; Chordata; Mammalia; Diprotodontia; Phascolarctidae
Source: RefSeq, a predicted model, not a curated record